Molecule: messenger RNA, 1185 nt
Organism: Cavenderia fasciculata
Lineage: Eukaryota; Evosea; Eumycetozoa; Acytosteliales; Cavenderiaceae
Exons: 1
Coding region: 1-1185 (394 amino acids)
Source: RefSeq, a predicted model, not a curated record
AUGACCCUACAGAUUGUACGCGACUAUCACGAGAUCAACCCCGACUCGACCAGCUGGAUGUUUGCACUCGCAUUUGACCAUAUCCGCGCGCUCGUCUACACGUUCCAGAGCAAGCCCGCCGAAGCACUCCAAGUCAUCCGCGCAUCCGAGACCAUCAAGCCCACCACACAAGGACUCGAGCUCAUCACCCAACAAGCUAUCCUUGCAUUUGCUUACUAUACCCAGGGUGGGCCACUGCGUGCACUCGACGAGAUUGCAUCCAUGACACCGCUGAUUGGAGAGCGUCUCGGUUGCGGUAUUCGUGUAGCCUACUCGCUUGCCAUCAUCACCAAGAUACUCCUAUCGAUUGUCGAGCAUGAAAAGUCAUCCAAAAAGGCACCACUCUACAAUCCACUCAAUUACGACUACUCGCGUGAUGAGAUAUUAUACAACCAUUUUUUGGUCUAUAAUAAUCUCAACCCAAUCUCAUCAACUGAUAUUCCAAAACUAUUCUUGAUCAAGGAUAUUGUAUCUUGUGAUAUCCAAGAGACGAGUGUAGGAGCAGGUGACAAUCCCAAUCCUCUAGCAAAUAGUAGUAAUAGUGUUGGUGGUGGUGGUAAUCCUGCUGCCUCUGCCGCUGCAGCGAUCAACACAUCUAAUCCUCAGAUACAAGUAAAUGGUGUUCAAAUCCCAUUGGAUCCAAAUUAUUCAUCUGGUCAAGGACAGAACCAAAACCUAUCACCACCUUCAUUGAUCAGAUCAAAUAGUACAGUGUCGAAUCACAGCAAUCAAACCAAUGCCAGUCAAAAGAGUACAGCUCCCAAACAACAACUCAGAAAAAGGAUAAACUAUGAAUUGAAUCUAGAAGAGAUUGAAACAUGGAUCAAAAGACUACUAGUCGGUAUAAAGUCGAUGGAAAAGGGAGCACCCUUUGCAACAUUGACUUAUUAUCGUCUCAGUGGUCUAUACAAUCUCAUCUACCCAUCCUCUAGUUCUAGCCACCAAAAAGGUCUAUCACUACUCUACAAGAGUGCAAAGGAAUCCAAACAACAAGGAAUGCCCUUUGAAGAGGCCCAAGCAUGGCAUGAAAUUUCAAGAUUUGAAGAACCAACAAAACAACAAGCUGCUUGGCAAACUGCAACAGAUAUUUAUCAUAGUCUUGAUAUUGAUCCUUUUAUUUUAAUAAAUAAUAAAUCAAUUAAUUAA